This is a messenger RNA of Symsagittifera roscoffensis, 3049 nucleotides long. Its product is annotated as tyrosine-protein kinase SRK2-like. Gene Ontology annotation, biological process: cell surface receptor protein tyrosine kinase signaling pathway; innate immune response; protein phosphorylation. The record is from RefSeq and is a predicted model, not a curated record. The transcript is spliced from 10 exons. Gene Ontology annotation, cellular component: extrinsic component of cytoplasmic side of plasma membrane. NCBI's taxonomy places the organism in Eukaryota, Metazoa, Xenacoelomorpha, Acoela, Convolutidae. Bases 1 to 1941 code for a protein of 646 amino acids. Gene Ontology annotation, molecular function: non-membrane spanning protein tyrosine kinase activity; signaling receptor binding; ATP binding.
AUGGGUUCUUGUUUGAGCAAGAACGGGUCGAACAGAUAUGUGCAGCAAGCUGCCAUGGGUUCAACUACGCACACCCCUAUAAUGGGGCAUACAGGCAUGGUAAUACAGCAAGGUGGAAUGCCUGUAGCCGCGCCUCACCAACAGUUGCAACCAAACUGGGUUAAUAAUCAGCAAGCUAGAAAUAGCUUACCAGGAGCUAAUAAUCCUACAAUGGUGUCUGGCCUGAAUCAGGGUCGACCAAAUCAACCGAAUCAAUACACUCCUAAUCCCGUCAAAAAUAUAAAUUAUAAUAAAUAUAGGCCGGGAAAAACUGGCCCCAAUCCGCCUCUGGUCCAUUCGGGCGUGUCACUGGCGCCUAUGCCGGGAGGAACCAACAGUCCAGCCAACACAUUCGUCAUGAACAAUGGAAGCACAAUCAACAGUGCAACCGCCACCCAGCACCGACAAGGAACAGCAGGAUCCCAGCACAAAAGCAGCACGGGUGGGGGAAGUGUGAGGUCGUCUGGAGGAACUGUUCAUGGUCAUCAAGGAGGCAUGCCGUCAGGGACUCCAGGGAUGAACAACCGAGAUUCGCCCUCCAGGACUAACAAGAAUGUUUUCAUUGCCAUGUUUGACUACACUUGUCAAACAGACGACGACCUGCCAUUCAAGAAGGGAGAUCUGUUGGAAGUGGAGAGUACGAUGGGGGAGUGGUGGAUGGCCACACAUAAAGCCAAUGGCAAGAGAGGAUACAUACCCUCCAAUUAUGUAGAGUCAUACAGAUCCCACAGAGCAGAGCCAUGGUUCAUGGAAGAAAUAACGCGUCUAUCAGCCGAAUGCAUGCUACGAGAGUGUGCCAAAGGCACCUUCUUAGUCAGACCUGCCGAGUCAAGGAGCAACGAGUUUUCUCUAAGCGUCAAAGACAACUCAGAGGUGAAGCACUACCGGAUCCGAAUGAACGACGAAGGCAUGCUCUUUAUAGCCAAGAGGAGCACCUUCCCUAACCUAGUCCAACUCGUAGAACACUACAAGCAGCACUGCGAUGGUCUAUGUGUGAAGCUAGUGGCUUCAAUAGAGCAAAAUGAGGGUCCAGUAAGGACUCUUCAGAGUCUGUCGAAAUCGCAUGAGGUGAAUUGGGUGAUAUCGCUGAAGGAUCUCCAGUUCGGAACCAAGCUGGGAUCCGGACAGUUCGGAGAGGUGUUCAGAGGUUCCUGGAACGGCAAUAAAGAAGUGGCUAUUAAGACUCUAAAACAAGGUACAAUGGACAAAGAGGACUUCAGAAGGGAGUCGAAUAUUAUGAAGAAGCUGCAACACAAGAACCUAGUGGCACUCUACGGGGUGUGCAUAGAGCCUCUGCUUAUCGUGACAGAACUCGCCAAGCAUGGAAAUCUCCUAGAGUUCUUCAAAAAGGCAGAAGGCAGACUAGUCUAUAAAGAUCUUAUCAUGAUGGGAAGCAACGUAGCCUCGGGAAUGGCGUAUCUGGAGCGCAACGGAUAUGUACACAGAGAUCUGGCUGCCAGAAACGUGCUGGUCCAUAAAGAGCGUCCAAUCACCUGCAAGAUCGGAGACUUCGGACUUGCGAGGAAGAUGACGCAAGAGAACCUCUAUGACGCGCACCAGGGGGCCAAGUUCCCCAUUAAGUGGACAGCGCCUGAAGCUGCAACUAAGAAUGUGUUCACGACCAAGUCAGACGUGUGGAGUUUCGGGAUCCUGUUCUACGAAAUCUGCACCAAGGGAAGAACGCCAUAUGCUGGAAUGAGCAAUGCAGACGUGUUACGUGAAGUUGAGAAGGGAUAUCGGAUGCCGAAGUUGGACUGCAUCGAGCCUAAGUCCUACGAGAUUAUGAGCAACUGCUGGCGUCCAGAAGCCAACAAAAGACCCACGUUCGAAGCACUCCAACACAUACUAGACGACUACUACACGAGCAACGACGACGCAAACUACAACGAUGAUGUCAGAUGAUUCCUGUCACGUGAUCAAAUUCUAUCUUACGUGAUCAAACUCUGUCCUCCAAUUUUUCUUCACCUCAGAAAGUAGCGCAAUAAAACAUCCCAAAGGUCAAAUAUAUCUAUCAUUUCUUCGGACGAUUCUACCGGCAUCGUCGCUAUACUGAUAUAACUUUUGCAAAGAAAUGAGUGAUCAAAGAAAUGAUUUCACAACACGCAGUAUUGGUUCUGUUUCAACCGAGGCGAUACAAAAGGAUGACCUGAUAGUUCAAAUACUCCUGUCAAUCGGAAAGGUCAACUUAAUUGUGCGCUGUCAGAUAAGUUAGUUAGAUAAAACUUUUUUCUAUGCUUUAUGCGCCUUUUUUCCAUCUAUCCUUUAAAUGUGAUUUGACUCGUCUGUCGGGUUAAUAAAUGCAGUAAAAGUGAUCGCUUAUUUUUACCAAUUUUCAACCUAUUUUUGUAGUGCUUUCAUAUUUGUAAAUAUUUAUUCCUGCCUGAUGCGCAUCCUUAAUCCCUUAAAUUUAAUUUUUUUUUGAUAAAUCGGUAUAAUCAAAUCGUCGAAAAAUCAGUCUUUUUGGAACUAACUGGAAUUGAAAUUUUUUAGAACUGAUUUUUGUUGAUGUUUCUUUUGGCAAAUUAUGGACAGCAUGAUUUAAAGAUUUAAUAAAUUCUGUGAUCAGCGUACGCAUAAAUUUGUUUUUAUUAUGAGCUGUUUUACAAAAAAUAUAUGCACAUAUUUUGCACUUUGUUGAGUUUAUCCGUCAAUUGAGUCAACCUAAAAUCCUGCGCUACUAAGCUUUUAUGAAGUUUCUGGUGUAAAUCAAAUCAUCGUCGUGCUAGCAAGGGUUUGAAUCUUUGCACACUUAGUCGCAGAGCUUAAAAUUGAUUUCUUAUAAAGGUUCUCAAUCUAGAAAAACAGCUUGAUUUUCUGAAGUUCUAAUCAAUUUCUUAGAUGAACAGUAAAUGCGUAAUUUUAAAUCAAAUUGAUACUGUUCGUUAAUGCUUUAUUUAUGAUUAAUUGAGGCAAAUUUGCUCAUUAUUGUGUUCGGUGCGAUCUCAAAUAAUAUAGGUCAAAUGUCACUUGCGAUUGUAAGUGACUUGUUAAUUCACAUCUUUUCUCAAUA